Messenger RNA from Symbiodinium necroappetens, 384 nucleotides. NCBI's taxonomy places the organism in Eukaryota, Dinophyceae, Suessiales, Symbiodiniaceae. The record is from the annotation of a GenBank genome assembly.
GUGAGCGGCGUAGAGCAGACCACGGCUGCGAACUUUGAGGCGAGACACUCCUACACGCUGGAAGACCUGUUCUGGAACAGGACGUUCGAGCCAUGUGUGUCCAUCAACAAGGAUGGCCAACAUACCGUGGAUCUGCAAAAGUUCCAUUGCAGUCACAUGAACAGAGACGAGGCCGUGGCUCUGGUGCCUGAUCGCGCUGUGUCUGUUCGGACACACCACUCCUUCCGUGCGACCCUGGAACCACAGGUGGCAGAUUGGACGAUUUACCGCCGUGGGAGAGCCCCACUUGGAGCUACUCUGGAUGAGCUCUUUGCAUACAGGACACACAGUCACUCCGAUCUCUUCACUCGGCAAAACAGUUACAAUGCUGGCGAUUCCCCGUAG